Folsomia candida is the source of this 721-nucleotide messenger RNA. RefSeq lists its product as uncharacterized. The transcript is spliced from 3 exons. The record is from RefSeq and is a predicted model, not a curated record. The coding region runs from base 184 to 636 and encodes 150 amino acids. NCBI's taxonomy places the organism in Eukaryota, Metazoa, Arthropoda, Collembola, Entomobryomorpha, Isotomidae.
GUUUAUUAAUUAAGCGUAGUUCCUCUGACGUCGUCGUCAAAACAAUAACUGAACAGCCGGCGUACUCAAAUUCCUCCAUUUUAGAUUUGGCAAUACUUUUCAAAAUACACGGCAAAAAAAGUUUUGUCAGAGACCCAUUACUGAAUCGCUAUCAUCAAAUUGAAAUCGUCGAAAUCGACCAACAUGGACCCCUCGGUGGACAACAUCGUAAAAGGAAUCCUUCUCACCCAGAUCCAGAAAAUGAAGACAAGCUUGGAAUUUCGACGCGUGCCGUAUUUUCUGUCGGCUCGCGCCAUGAUUUUCAACGAUUUAGCAGAGCGACUAAACUACGCCUUUACCCAGGAGAAACUACACUACAAUUUCAUCAUUUACAAUAUCGAUGAUGGAUACAAAUUCGACAUGAUUCAAGGACAAGUCGGAUAUGAGUCAUUUUCUAAAUGGUCAAUUCAGUUCGGAAUUUGGGUUUUUCAACAAGGCGCAUUUACCGGAAUGUGUGAUAAGGUUGGCUUCAUCAGCGGGGGGUACAACAGGGGAUGCAUUACCGGGAGGAAAUCGGACCACGAGAAAAAUGGUCAAAGUGUCGAGAUAACCACAAUCUACUUUGGAGUUCCAUCCGGUGGCGAUGGGGACAAAUGAUUAAUGUUAAAAUGUGCUAUUUGAUGUACUUUAUUCCAAGGGAAUAAUAAAAUAGGAUUUCUGAAGUGAAAUCGAUGAAUUUAAA